Molecule: messenger RNA, 219 nt
Organism: Arabis nemorensis
Lineage: Eukaryota; Viridiplantae; Streptophyta; Magnoliopsida; Brassicales; Brassicaceae
Source: the annotation of a GenBank genome assembly
AUGAGAACCGGUAAAGGAAAUCAAGAGGAGGAAGGGUACGGUGAAGAAGAUUUCGGCUUUAAACGGGAAGGUCCUUCCGCCGCCAACAGAGAUAUCUUCAUGCGUAUGAUUCUGAGUGUUGUAUUGGGUUUUGGUAAGAAAGUUGGUGAAUUGAUGAUGAUUCGUGAUCCGAGUGAAGGUGCAAGAUUUGGUACGGCCUAUUUCCUUACUCUAAGUUGA